CCCCAAGGUUUCAAAGCCUGAAAAUGCCCAAACUGGAAGUGCAACCAGAUGUCUAACCCCAGAAUUCAUAAUCUGUCCACUGUACUGCCCCGCCUCAGCGAAUAGCUGCCGGGAAUUUGGUUUGCCUUUUCCACCGACCACAACUACACAUAAAGACAAUUACACGGACACUGAGGGUGGGGAACUACACAAACACAAUUACACUGACGGAAAGAGGUGGGGUUAUAUGGCGGCCAGCCUGGGAUAAGAGGUGGCUGAUGCAAUGACUGGCCAACGGCUUGGUGGAAGAGGACAGGGAGGUUAUAUGGUGGUUACUCUGGGUUAAGGGGUGGCUGAUGCAAUGACUGGCUAAUGGCUUAGUUCUCAGGAUAGUUUCAUUGUUCUCAACUCGCCCCACCAGCCAACUGGCCCCUGAUUGGACAGUCUCCUCAAGGAGGUUGGUCAAGAGGCUCAAGGUUUCUGAGAAUCUGGGUGAUUUCUAAAAAGGGUGGGAUAAACAAGAAAGAAAAGUGAAGAGCCUUUUUUAAAAAGGAAACUGAAACAAAGAGGGGAAGAGUAUUAAAGACAACUUCUGGCUGGCCAGGCAUUCACAGCUGCUCAACUGCCCAGCGUGACCAGUGGCCACCUCUGCAGUAUCUCCCACAACCUAGUCUUGUCUCAACUGCUGGACGAAUCUUCUGACCCUCUCGCCAGUUGUGAACAUAGUUCCUAAAAUAUGGCGGACGUGCCCAACGGCAAGUCUUGUGCCUCUCCAGUGGAGCUGUUUAACAGCAUAGCUACACAAGGGGAGCUCGUGCAGUCGCUCAAAGCUGGAAAGGCACCAAAGGAUGAAAUUGAUUCUGCAGUGAAGAUGUUGCUAUCUUUAAAAAUGAGCUACAAAGUUGCCACAGGGGAAGAUUACAAAGCUGACUGCCCUCCAAAGAACACAACACCUGAGAAUAAUCAAGGAUCAGAUGCCACAGAAGUGGAAGAGGAUUUUGUGGACCCAUGGACAGUACAGACAAGCAGUGCAAAAGGCAUUGACUAUGAUAAGCUCAUUGUUCGAUUUGGAAGCAGUAAAAUUGACAAAGAGUUGGUAAACCGAAUAGAGAGAGCCACUGGCCAAAGACCACACCGCUUCCUGCGCAGAGGCAUCUUCUUCUCACACAGAGAUAUGAAUCAGGUUCUUGAUGCCUAUGAAAAUAAGAAGCCAUUUUAUCUCUAUACGGGCAGAGGUCCCUCUUCUGAAGCAAUGCACGUAGGUCACCUCAUCCCAUUUAUCUUCACAAAGUAUGGCUAUGCCGUGGAGAAUGCCAAGGACAUCAUAGCCUGUGGUUUUGAUAUCAACAAGACUUUCAUAUUUUCUGACCUCGACUACAUGGGGAUGAGCCCAGGCUUCUACAGGAAUGUAGUGAAGAUUCAGAAGCAUGUUACCUUCAACCAAGUGAAAGGGAUUUUCGGUUUCACUGACAGUGACAGCAUUGGGAAGAUCAGUUUUCCUGCCAUCCAGGCUGCUCCCUCCUUCAGCAACUCAUUCCCACAGAUCUUCCAAGACAGGACGGACAUCCAGUGCCUUAUCCCAUGUGCCAUUGACCAGGAUCCUUACUUUAGAAUGACGAGGGAUGUUGCCCCUAGGAUCGGCUAUCCUAAACCAGCCCUGCUGCACUCGACCUUCUUCCCCGCUCUGCAGGGUGCCCAGACCAAAAUGAGCGCCAGCGACCCCAACUCCUCCAUCUUCCUCAUUGAUACCGCCAAGCAAAUCAAGACCAAGGUCAAUAAACAUGCAUUUUCUGGAGGGAGAGACACCAUUGAGGAACACAGGCAGUUUGGGGGCAACUGUGACGUGGACGUGUCUUUUAUGUACCUGACCUUCUUCCUCGAGGAUGAUGACAAGCUAGAGCAGAUCAGGAAGGAUUAUACCAGUGGAGCCAUGCUCACCGGGGAGCUCAAGAAGACGCUCAUAGAGGUUCUCCAGCCCUUGGUAGCUGAGCACCAGGCACGGCGCAAGGAGGUCACAGAUGAAAUAGUGAAAGAGUUCAUGACUCCCCGGAAGCUGUCCUUCGACUUUCAGUACUAAUGCUUAUUUUAUAUAUACAUAUAAACACAUGUAAUGUGUCAAUAAUCCCAGCCCAAUGAAAGCACCACUAUAGGUAGACUUCUGUUCAAUGGUAAUUACUGGGCCUGGUGUCUAUAAGCCCUAUGUAUGUUCUCAAUACUGUUCCUGUGAA
Otolemur garnettii (small-eared galago) is the source of this 2207-nucleotide messenger RNA. RefSeq names its product tryptophanyl-tRNA synthetase (gene WARS1). The record is from RefSeq and is a predicted model, not a curated record. Gene Ontology annotation, cellular component: cytoplasm. The coding region runs from base 716 to 2056 and encodes 446 amino acids. Gene Ontology annotation, molecular function: tryptophan-tRNA ligase activity; ATP binding. Gene Ontology annotation, biological process: tryptophanyl-tRNA aminoacylation. The transcript is spliced from 11 exons. Lineage: Eukaryota; Metazoa; Chordata; Mammalia; Primates; Galagidae.